Salvia miltiorrhiza (redroot sage) is the source of this 1290-nucleotide messenger RNA. Its product is annotated as UPF0481 protein At3g47200-like. The coding region runs from base 1 to 1290 and encodes 429 amino acids. The record is from RefSeq and is a predicted model, not a curated record. The transcript has a single exon. NCBI's taxonomy places the organism in Eukaryota, Viridiplantae, Streptophyta, Magnoliopsida, Lamiales, Lamiaceae.
AUGGGAGAGGUUUCACCAAAACAUAAGGAGUACGUGGGCGUCGAUAUACCGCCGGCGGCGGUGGUUCUGCAGAGAGUGGCGACACAAGUGGUCGGGUGCAAGAGAGAAAUAGACGACGGCAUCUACCACCCCGUCCUCGUCUCCCUCGGCCCCUACCAUCACGGCCACCCCCGCCUCAAGAAACUCGAGCAUCUCAAAUCCGAGAUCCUCCCCCUGCUCCUCUCAGACACCCAAAGCAGCGUCCUUCUCAGGGACAUCAGAAACCUCUCACGCGAAAUCAGAGCCUUCUACGAAGAUAUAAACCACUUGAGCGACGAAGCAUUGUCUAAAAUGAUGCUCCUCGACGCCUGCUUCCUCAUCUACUGCAUCCAGAAGAUGGCCGCGCACUACGACCACGACGACGUCCUCAAUCGCCUCGGAAUGUCCAGACUCGCAGUUAUAGUCCGCGACUUCUUCAUGUGGGAGAAUCAGCUCCCCUUUUUCUUACUCAAAAUCAUCAUCCCCUUCACAUGUGAGGGCAUUGAUGAUAAAUCAGUCGACGCCUUUUUCUGCCGUCUCGUAAGCUCCAUGAUAAACUGUGGGGACUCCUGCACCCAAAACCUGCCGCAAGUUCCUGAGGGGAAACAAGUUAGGCACCUUCUCGACGCGUGCCGUGCAGCACUCGUCCAGGAGAAGGAGACGACGGAAGCUGAAACCGUGAAGGCGGUGAACAGCCAGUUCCGAUCGGUUACAGAUCUGAAAGCGAAGGGGAUCCAUUUCCGGCCGACCAAAUCAAAAUCCUACUGCUUGACAGACAUCGAAUUCAGAUCGCACUCAUUCUACGGGAUGCUUCGGCUUCCAAUUUUGCUGGUGGACAACAAGACGAACGUGAUCCUGUCGAACAUAAUCGCGAUGGAAAUGUCGGCGGGGAGCGGGACGGAUUUCGCGGUGACGUCGUACGUGAAAUUCAUGAAGGCGCUGAUAAUGAAGGCGGAGGACGUGAAGGAGCUGCGGGAGAAGGGGAUAGUGGUGAGCUGCGUGGCUAACGACGAGGAGGUGGUGAAGAUGUUCAGUGCGUUGAAUACGGAUGGGUCGUGCAGGAAAGAUGUGUUCAGAGGGGUGAGGGAGAGAAUCAACGAGCACUGCAGAAGCAAAACCAAGACCUUCAAGGCAGAGCUUCUUCAUACUUAUUUUCGUAGUCCGUGGACGGCCAUAGCUCUCUUCGCCGCCAUCUUAAUAUUGUGCGUCAAUUGCCUCAAUUUUCUCCUCAAUUAUUACAAAUUCACCCUCUCAACUCUCAAACCGGCUUGA